UGAGCGGAGUGUUUACAGACUAGCGCCGGAGCUUUAGCAGAAAUGCGAACGGUUAUUAGUGUAAAGGUUUAGAGUUGUUGUAAAUUGAUAAAGUAUUUAUCUGAGGGUGUUAAAUUUGUAGAAAUGGCUUCGUGGGCUGGGUUUUCGGAGGAGGAAUUGCGGAGGAUCCAGCAGAAAGGCGGGCCGAUUGAGGGUGUAGCUGCUUCAUUUGGCCGUGGCCGGAGAUCUGCUCCUACUAACCGGAGCAGACAGCAGCUGCAGCGGGAGAAAGCUCUACAAAUGGCUGCUCAACAGAAAGCAGCUCUCGGUGAAUCAUCAGUGUCUCCUGAAGAGCAGCUUCAACCUGCUCCAGCUCCCGCUCCCUCUCCAUGCCAAACUUAUCCAGACAAAAUACCAAAGCAAGAGCUACUACAGGCAGAACCAGUACCUGUUACAUUGGAGUCAGAAGAUCCAGCGGCAGCAGUGAAGGAACUGGACAGACAGGAAGUGGAAUUACGAGAGAAGACCCGCCUGCAGCAGCUUCAGUGGGAGCAGCGAAUGAUGGAAGAGAAGAAUAAAAGAGCCAAAGCCCUCCUGGCUAAGACCAUCGCUGAAAAAUCUAAGCAGACUCAAGCUGAAGCAAUAAAACUGAAGAAAAUUCAAAAGGAGCUCCAGGCUGUGGAUGAUUCUGUGUCCAGUGAUAUUGGUGUCCUCAGGAGUCUGAUCGAGCAGGCCAGUCUGGAGUACUCCAUAGCAUGGAAGCGCUUGGAAAAGGCUGAGGCAGAGUAUGUGGGAGCCAAGCUUGACCUGCACAAGAAGACUGAGAUUAAAGAGCAGCUAACUGAACACCUCUGCGCCAUCAUCCAGCAGAACGAGCUGCGCAAGGCACGCAAGCUGGAGGAGCUUAUGCUGCAGCUUGAGUUGGGAACGGAUCAGGAAUCCCUGGAAGCACAGGGAGAAGAGGGUGCGGAAAUACAAAGCCCCGUCCCAGCUGCUACAGUGAACGAAACACGGAUUCAAACAGACUGCACAGAUAUUAAUGUGGAGAGAGUGACUGUAGAAAAGAUGAGCGAGGGUCAGGAAAGAGAACUGUUCACAGCUACUGCAAGUGGCGAGGUCUAGUGUCCUGCUUAACACACACCGUAUGAAUUUACCCAUGACCCAUAGAUAAUUUUCUAGCAAUAAGGCUUAAUCAUGAAUAGUCAUGGUAGUUUUAAUAUUGUUUAUUAUGGUGGAGGGUGUGGGAAGUAAAUGUGCUUAAGGACUUGAACAAAAUACUUGAGCAAUAUCACAUGAGGGGCAAUGACAGCACGGCUGUGACGCAGUCAUACUGUAGGCCCAAGGGUGCAGCAAAAGGACAGAAGGUUUGUAUCUCAGCUGUGCUGUUAUUCAGUACAACAGCACCACCUUUAGUGUGGUAUUGCUUUUAUGCAACAGUUCCACGAACAACUUUAAUUAUCAACAAAAUAUUAGUUGUUUAUUUGACCAGUUAUUUUCGCCAAAACUUUCUUUCCAUGCCUGGCGUAAACACCUAACCGCGACUGGUGGAGCUGGCGACCAACUAGCGAGUGUUGUGAACAGGGGUACUGUGUAGCCAAAGGUGAGGAGAAUAAACCAUAGAGGUGAUGGACAGUCCUGAGAAACUUGUAUGGUUUAUUUUAUAUUUCAGCUUUAGAAAAUCAGCUCCAUUAACUUCUGAAAGAAUUCCAAAUAGCAUUAAAUACAAAGCUAAUGCACUGUGUAGAGUGUACAAUCACUUAUUCCACACACCAGGUAGUACCUUUUAUCUGUUGUUAGAGAUGGAUUUAGGAAAGUUAACCUUCAGGGCAACGGUUCAGAGAUGAUUUGGAAUGACUUGAAGGCAGUUAUUAAGUAGACAAACUGUUGUUUAGAAUGACAACAUUAUUUGGUGUGUUUUGUUUUCUCUCAGGUUUUGAAUGGGAGUUUUGGCAGGCAGCUGCUCUCUCUUCAAUACUGCAGAACGUACAGACCCACUUUUACCCAUCCUGCAACCGACAGUUAGUGUAAUGAAUGAUUAUUAAACACUUUAGACGCAGAGUGAUGCAUAUAGUUCAACGUCCCAAUGCUGUUACACACUAUAUAUGUAUCACUAUUCAUAGAGUGGUGUCAUCCAAUCAGAUUACUCAGUUUGAACUAACUGUUGUGUAAUGUUUGUUACACACAAGGGUUUCAUUCACGUUAAGUUUGAUGUCCACUUUUAAGGAUAUUGAGUUGCUUUGAUUUUCCUGUAAAUGUCUGUUUGUUAAUAUAUCUAACACUAAGCUCUAAAGUCUUUAUCGAACAUUUACUAUUGUCGUAUUUCACAAACACUUAUUUGAAAUUUGAGGUUUACUUGAAAAUGUGCAAUGGUCAAACAGCUUGACGGUUAUAUUUUUAUUAUAUGAGGAAUCAUGAGAUAUGGCAAAUUCACUCAUUUUUGGCCCUUACAGUAUGAAUUAUUCAGGAAGGACAAUAGACUGGGCAAAGUGUUUAACACAAGUUGAUAUGGAAUAAUUUAUGGGUUCUGGUUCCACAAGUGAGACAUAACCUUCAGUUGGACAGAAGGUUCUUUGGUGAAAUGUUUUGAACUUGUCUGUUUUUCAUUCAGGUGAAAAGCCAAGUCGAAUGCAGUGUAUUUUAUACAUUUUGAAUUAACAGAAAAAACUGUAAUGGUUCUUUUUUGUUGUUGUUUUUCUGUUUAUCAUCAAGUAAUGGUAUUAUGUUUCACAUGUGUUUGAGAUUUGAUAUUUAUAUGUGGUACACUUCAGACAUAUAUUUUAUAUAUAUGUAGUUAACAUGUUAAAUACAUGUAAAUCAAAAAAGUAUUUAAAAAAUAAUUAA
Messenger RNA from Clarias gariepinus (North African catfish), 2820 nucleotides. It is a transcript of the gene gorab, whose product is annotated as golgin, rab6-interacting. The record is from RefSeq and is a predicted model, not a curated record. The transcript is spliced from 5 exons. Bases 124 to 1101 code for a protein of 325 amino acids. Lineage: Eukaryota; Metazoa; Chordata; Actinopteri; Siluriformes; Clariidae. Gene Ontology annotation, biological process: non-motile cilium assembly.